GACAGACGGGCAUAUUUAUCAUUAUUAUUAUUUGUUGUAGAAUUAGUUGUUCACGUUUGUCAGAACCAUUAUGAAAAUAUAAAAUUGAAUACUUAGUUAAAAAAUUCAUUAUUACUGAAAAUGACGUCGAAAGUAGUUUUGGUUCUUGUGUUAGCGCUUCUGGCUUUUACCGCAGCAGAGAAGCAAGAAACACGUUCAAAAGAAAUCGGAAAUGCAUUAGAUGGCAUCUUCCGAUCAUUCAUACCAGCAGAAAUAUCUUCAAGAAACGCUGAAGAACACCUUCGUCGAAGAUCUGUCGAUUCCCAAAUUGGUAUAGAUAUUAACAACACUGUAGAGAAGCUUGUGGAGGCAGUUAGUGAACUCAUACACAUCAACGUAGAAGUAAUUAAUAAUCCCCAAAAUCGAGAUCUACCUCUCAAAGCUGCCAGAGAUGUUGUCUUCGAGAUUACUUCAAACUUAAAUGAGUUCGUGAAGUUCAUACUCAACUAUUUCCUUAACAGUUUAACACAAAUGAUUGGCCAGCUGAUAUUGUCGCCUGUACGAUCAUUACUGGACUAUCUUUUGGACUUUAUGCUACCAUGUGGUGUCACCUGCACCGUUUUAGCUGAUUGAAUAUUUAUUAUUUAAUGAAAACGUUAUUAAUAUUUUAGGGAUCAUUUUAAACAUGCCAUUAAAAUUUAAAUAAUAAAGUAAUGAUAUCAA
Diabrotica virgifera virgifera (western corn rootworm) is the source of this 702-nucleotide messenger RNA. RefSeq lists its product as uncharacterized. Lineage: Eukaryota; Metazoa; Arthropoda; Insecta; Coleoptera; Chrysomelidae. The record is from RefSeq and is a predicted model, not a curated record. The coding region runs from base 121 to 612 and encodes 163 amino acids. The transcript has 2 exons.